Molecule: messenger RNA, 2138 nt
Organism: Sus scrofa (pig)
Lineage: Eukaryota; Metazoa; Chordata; Mammalia; Artiodactyla; Suidae
Source: RefSeq, a predicted model, not a curated record
UUAGCAGGGGCCACAGGGUCAGUGCAAACCACUCAGGAGGCUGGUCGAUCGGCUGUCGGCAGGAGGGCUGACCAGGCCAGUGGCCAAAGGAGGGAGGGAGCCCAGGAUUGGAGCUGCCUGUCUCCUUUCAGGCCAGUGGCUGUGUGGACACACCGAUUACUCACCAGCCUCCCCCUUUUGUCUGCCAGCCCAGCCUGACUCCUUGAGAUUGUGAAUAGCUCCAUCCAGCCUGGGAAGCAAGCUGGACAGCUGAGCCGGGCUGCGCCCAGAGUGCCCAACAGGCCCAUGCUGAGGCUGGAGGCCUCCCCCCGGCUGGGGGGCCACCAGCUUGGCCUCCUGCCCAUGCUCCUGGCUCUCCUUGGCAUGACCUGGGCAGAAGUGCAGCCACUUCAGCUGCAGGAGAAGCAGGUUCCAAUGCCGGAGCCCUGGCCCCCAGCUCUCAGCCCCGGGCUCCUGGACCUCUUUACCCGUCUCUUGGUCUCAGCCCCCUCCUUUCGCUACCUCUCUCUGUCUCUGCGCUGCAUCCUCCCACACCCACCACCAUGGCCGGUCCCAUUUCAGGUCUUGUUCUCCCUGAGCAGGAAGGAGAGCUUCUUGCUCCUCUCGCUGCACAACCGCCUGCGCAGCCGGGUCCACCCCCCUGCAGCCAACAUGCAGAGAAUGGACUGGAGUGAGAGGCUGGCUCAACAGGCUCAGACUAGGGCGGCCCUUUGUGGCGCCCCAGCCCCAAGCCUGGCUUCCAUCCUCCGGGCCGCACCCCAAGUGGGCUGGAAUGUGCAGCUGCUGCCCAGAGGCUCGGCAUCCUUCAUCCACGUGGUGAGCCUGUGGUUCUCAGAGGGGCAGCGGUACAGCCACGCAGCGGCCGAGUGUGCCCCCAACGCCACCUGCACCCACUACACUCAGCUCGUGUGGGCCACCUCAAGCCAGCUGGGCUGUGGGCGGCACCCCUGCUCUGGGGCCCAGGGCGAGAUGGAAGCCUUUGUCUGCGCCUACUCUCCCGGGGGCAACUGGGAGGCCAACGGGAGGACCAUCGUCCCCUACAAGAAGGGCGCCUGGUGUUCGCUCUGCACAGCCAGCGUCUCGGGCUGCUUCAAAGCCUGGGACCACGCCGGGGGGCUCUGUGAGGUCCCCAGGAACCCGUGUCGCAUGAGCUGCCGGAACCACGGACAUCUCAACAUCAGCACCUGCCACUGCCACUGUCCCCCUGGCUACACAGGCAGAUACUGCCAAGUGCGGUGCAGCGUGCAGUGUGUGCAUGGCCGGUUCCGGGAAGAGGAGUGUUCCUGCAUCUGUGAUGUCGGCUAUGGGGGAGCCCAGUGUGCCACCAAGGUGCUUCCCUUCCACACCUGCGACCUGAGGAUCGACGGAGACUGCUUCAUGGUGUCCUCGGAGGCAGACACCUAUUACGGAGCCAAGAUGAAAUGCCAGGGAAAGGGCGGGGUGCUGGCCCAGAUUGAGAGCCAGAAAGUGCAGGACAUCCUCGCCUUCUACCUGGGCCGCCUAGAGACCACCAACGAGGUGACCGACAGUGACUUUGAGACCAGGAACUUCUGGAUCGGGCUCACCUACAAGACUGCUAAGGACUCCUUCCGCUGGACCACCGGACACCAGUCCUUCACCAGUUUCGCCUUUGGGCAGCCUGACAACCAGGGCUUUGGCAACUGUGUGGAGCUGCAGGCAUCGGCCGCCUUCAACUGGAAUGAUCAACGUUGUAAAACCCGAAACCGCUACAUCUGCCAGUUUGCUCCGGAGCACAUUUCCCGGUGGGACCCAGGGCCCUAAGCCCCGGCCGUGCCUCUCCCCUGCCAGCACCUGACUGCGCAGCCCUGCUUGCCUGUCUGCCCACCUGUCUAGACCAAGGGCUGGCCUAGGGCUGCAGGCCCAACAACCCAAGAGGCCUCAGAGCUUGCAGGGAGUGGGGCAGGGGCACAACGGAGGCGGACAGGGAGACUUGCACAGGAGAUGGGGAGACUGGGGUCCCCCGCUCUGGUUUUGAUUGAGAAGAUGGGUCUUAAUUCAGCACUGAGACAGGAGUCUGGGCAGGGGUCAGAAGAGACCACUCUCCUCCAUCUGGGCUGACCCUCUGUGCUGCCCAGGAUGCACCCCACAAAGGAUUAAACUGAGUUAUGGAUCAGCCA